ACAUUUGAAUUCUUCAAUCUCUCCUCUCUCUAUAUAUUCCACUCUCUUUCUACUCAUCAUCAUCAUCCAAGUUAACUGAACUGAACUUCUCACUCUCAAAUCAUUCAUCAUCAUCAUCUAUGGCAGAAAUCUCAACAAUCGAUCUCAUCAGACAACAUCUCCUAGGCGAAUUCUCACCUGUUUAUAACAAUUCCAACCACACUACUACAACCUCUCAAUCUGAUUCCAUCACCAUCUCCGAUUACCUAGAAUCUGAAUCUAAGAUGAACUUUCUCGCUUCCACGAAAGCGGUUACAACAAGUUUCGCUAAUCGGAAACCGAUAUUAACACUAGAUCUGCCUACUAAACCAGCGGUUACGGUUACGGAAUCAAGAUCUGAGAUUGAAGAGGAUAGAAGACACUACAGAGGAGUUCGUCGGAGACCGUGGGGGAAAUACGCGGCGGAGAUUCGAGAUCCAAAGCGUCGUGGAUCUAGAGUUUGGUUAGGAACAUUCGAUACCGCUGCUGAAGCGGCCAAAGCUUACGAUCGCGCUGCGUUUGAUAUGAGAGGGAGUAAAGCGAUUCUUAAUUUUCCAUUAGAGGCUGGGAAAUGGAAUGUUGAAGAAGUUCAACCGUCUACUUCCGAUGAUUCUUUACCGGCGCCGGCGCCGGAAAAUGGUAGAAAGAGAGAUAGAGAAGAUGAAGGAGAGGAGAAAACGGUUAAGAGAGAAAAGACGGAGUUUCCAUUAACGCCGUCAAGUUGGAUGGGGGUUUGGGAUCAGAAUAAUAGUGGUGAUAUCUUUAAUCUGCCGCUGUUAUCACCGUUAACUCCUUCAUUUUUUAGUUUUCCAAUGCUUAUGGUAUUGUAGAAGUAAUAUUAAUAUGAAUUGAAAUUUGUUAAAUUUGUUUUAAAAUUAUAAAUUAUUUGAAAAACUUAAAUUAUAUUGAUAAGA
Impatiens glandulifera is the source of this 932-nucleotide messenger RNA. RefSeq names its product ethylene-responsive transcription factor ERF105-like. Gene Ontology annotation, biological process: regulation of DNA-templated transcription; ethylene-activated signaling pathway. Bases 120 to 848 code for a protein of 242 amino acids. Gene Ontology annotation, molecular function: DNA-binding transcription factor activity; DNA binding. Lineage: Eukaryota; Viridiplantae; Streptophyta; Magnoliopsida; Ericales; Balsaminaceae. The transcript has a single exon. The record is from RefSeq and is a predicted model, not a curated record.